CAUGACCAAUCAAUCUCCAUCUUCAUCUCCGUAUCCACUGAUAAGCUUCUCUCCCCUUCUCUCUCUCCCCCCAAAACCCUAACUCUACUCCCCACCAUUUCCUCUGCUCCAUGGUAUCUCUUCUCUCCCAACCCCCUUCCAUUCACCCUCUCUUCUUCAUUCCAACCCACCACCGCUACCACCAUCAUAGCCACCGUAACCACACCCAUAAUCACCGCUACCCACUUCCUCUCUUCAAUCGACGCCGCUCCCGCCUCUCCAUAGUGUCAAUUGCUAACAAUUCCAUCCCACCCACCAGCCAAAACAAGCAGCCGAGAACUGUCUACCCUGGUGGAUACAAGCGGCCGGAGAUCAGAGUACCGAGCCUCGUGCUUCUAUUGAGCCUGGAUGAGGUGCUGGACCGCGCUGGUGUGUUGGAUGUGGUGGACGAGGCGGUUUCCAAGUGGGUUGGGGUUGUGGUGCUGGAUGGUGGUGACGGGAGUGGUGGGAGGUUGUACGAGGCGGCGUGUUUGUUGAAGUCGGUGGUUCGGGAACGGGCGUAUUUGAUGGUUGCCGAGCGGGUUGAUAUUGCGGCCGCUGUUAAUGCUAACGGGGUUGUGCUCUCUGAUAAAGGUCUUCCUGCCAUUGUGGCACGGAACACAAUGAUGGAUUCUAGAUCUGAAUCAGUAAUUCUCCCUUUGGUAGCAAGGAAUGUGCAGACUGCAAAUGCUGCUUUCACUGCGUCCAAUUCUGAAGGUGCAGAUUUUCUAUUAUAUGGUGCUGUUGAGGAGAAACAAUCAGAGGUGCUUGCAACCUCUGUAUUUGAGAAUGUGAAGAUACCAAUUUUUGCUGUGGUCCCUUCGCGUGCAAAGGAUACAUCACUUUUUGAGGCAUCAGAACUGCUCAAAGCAGGUGCUAGUGGCUUAGUUGUUUCAUUGGAAGAUUUGAGGUUGUUCAGUGAUGAUGUCCUGAGAAAAUUGUUUGAAACUGUACAUGCAAUGAAUAAAAGAACAGAGGAUGAACUUCAGAACUUAAAUAAGCUCAAAAGUUUGGAUGUCAAUAGUGGUGUCCCUGGGAAAAGGAGGGUGGCUGGCUUUAUUAAAUUGGAGGAUAGAGAAAAAGAGGUCAUAGAAACAGAGAAAUUGGUAUUGCUUGAAGCAAUAAACAUUAUCCAGAAAGCUGCACCACUGAUGGAGGAGGUUUCACUUCUUAUUGAUGCAGUUUCUCAACUUGAUGAGCCAUUUUUACUGGCUAUAGUGGGUGAAUUUAACUCUGGCAAGUCAACUGUCAUUAAUGCACUCCUUGGAAGAAGAUACCUGAAAGAGGGUGUUGUUCCGACAACUAAUGAGAUCACAUUCUUACGCUAUUCUGAGUUAGAUUCUGAUGGGCAACAACGUUGUGAAAGACAUCCAGAUGGGCAAUAUAUCUGCUAUCUUCCUGCUCCAAUUCUUAAAGAGAUGAAUAUUGUUGAUACACCUGGAACUAAUGUGAUUCUCCAAAGACAACAACGCCUUACUGAGGAAUUUGUGCCCCGAGCAGAUUUGCUUCUUUUUGUUAUUUCUGCUGAUCGUCCAUUAACUGAAAGCGAGGUUGCUUUUCUUCGUUACACUCAGCAGUGGAGGAAGAAAAUCGUUUUUGUGCUGAAUAAAGCUGAUCUCUAUCAGAAUGCCAGUGAGCUUGAGGAAGCUGUUUCAUUCAUCAAGAAGAAUGUGCAGAAGUUGCUGAAUGUUAAGCAUGUCAUAUUGUAUCCUGUAUCUGCAAGGUUGGCACUUGAAGCAAAACUUUCAGCUUCUGGGAUUGGAAAAGAUUAUGAACCAUCAGUAGCUGAUUCUUCUCAUUGGAGAGCUACUAGCUUCUCUGAAUUUGAAAAUUUUUUGUAUAGUUUUUUGGAUGGGUCAACAAGUACAGGAAUGGAAAGAAUGAAGCUUAAGCUUGAAACACCUAUUGGAAUUGCAGAACGAUUAUUUUCUUCUUGUGAAACACUUGUGAGACAAGACUAUCAAUAUGCCAAACAGGAUUUAGCAUCCAUAAAUGAAAUGGUUAGUAGUGUAAAGGAGUAUGCAGUGAAGAUGGAAAGUGAGAACAUUUCUUGGAGAAGGCAAACCCUGUCAUUGAUUGAUACCACAAAAGCACGUAUUGUGAAGCUUAUAGACUCUACUCUGCAAUUAUCAAAUCUUGACCUUGUUGGUUCCUAUGUUCUAAAAGGGGCAAAAUCUGCUACACUGCCAGCUACCUCAAGUGUUCAAAAUGAUAUAAUUGGUCCAGCACACGCUGAUGCACGGAAACUACUUGGAGAAUAUGUGACGUGGCUACAGUCAAACAAUGCUCAUGAAGGGAGGCUUUACAAGGAAUCCUUUGAAAGAAAAUGGCCUUUAUUUGUCUAUCCACACAACCAAGUGGGUUUGGAGACCUAUGAGUUGUUGAGGAAAGGAGAUGAACUUAGCUUAAAAGCGCUAGAGAACUUCAGUGCUGGUGCUGCUUCCAGACUGUUUGAUCAAGAAAUCCGUGAAGUGUUUUUGGGAGUUUUUGGAGGACUAGGAGCAGCUGGUUUUUCUGCUUCACUUCUAACGUCUGUGCUGCCAACCACUUUAGAAGAUCUUCUUGCACUUGGCCUUUGCUCUGCUGGCGGUUGGUUAGCAAUUUCAAACUUCCCUGCCCGUAGGAAAGGGAUGAUAGAAAAGGUGACUAGGGCUGCUGAUGCCUUUGCACGUGAACUUGAAGAGGCCAUGCAGAAGGAUCUCUUGGAAACUGUUGAGAAUCUGGAAAACUUUGUAAAACUCAUUGCCAAGCCUUAUCAAGAUGAAGCGCAAAACAGACUGGAUAAACUAUUGGAGAUCCAAGAUGAAUUAUCAAAUGUUGAGAAAAAACUUCGAACACUACAAAUUCAAAUCCAAAAUCUUCAUGUAUCAUGAAAUAAGUGUACAUUCUAUUGCCAACUGGGGUGUUGAGCUUUCAGAUGGGUUUCAAAGGGAGAUGGAUAUGUUGUAACGGCAUUAUACUACCUUUUUCUCUGUAACAUAUUUCCUAUUUAUGAAAACAAGCUUCAAUUGCUUAUUUAA
Messenger RNA from Vitis riparia (riverbank grape), 3038 nucleotides. RefSeq names its product probable transmembrane GTPase FZO-like, chloroplastic. The coding region runs from base 111 to 2891 and encodes 926 amino acids. Gene Ontology annotation, cellular component: chloroplast membrane. Gene Ontology annotation, biological process: thylakoid membrane organization. The record is from RefSeq and is a predicted model, not a curated record. The transcript is spliced from 11 exons. Gene Ontology annotation, molecular function: GTP binding. Lineage: Eukaryota; Viridiplantae; Streptophyta; Magnoliopsida; Vitales; Vitaceae.